AUGGUAUUCAUUGACCUAGAGAAAGCCUACGACAAAGUCCCGAGGGAGGUGUUAUGGAGAUGUUUGGAGGCUAGAGGUGUGCCUGUAGCUUAUACUAGAGUGAUCCGAGAAAUGUAUGAUGGUGUUAAGACCCGGGUUAGGACGCUGGGAGGGGACUCGAAAAAUUUCCCAGUAGUGAUGGGUUUGCAUCAGGGAUCCGCUCUUAGCCCGUUUUUAUUUGCCUUAGCAAUGGAUGUUCUAAUGCGGCACAUUCACGAGGAGGUGUCAUGGUGCAUGUUAUUCGCCAGUGAUAUAGUACUGAUUGACGAGACACGAUUCAGUGUUAAUGCGAGGCUAGAGGUCUGGAGACGAACCUUGGAGUCAAAAGGUUUCAAGUUGAGCAGGACUAAAAUAGAGUACUUGGAAUGUAACUUCAGCGACGUGACUCGGGAAGAGGACGUGGAAUUGAGGCUAGAUUCAAGAGUAAUUCCCAAGAAAUGGAGUUUCAAGCACCUCAGAUCUAUAAUUUCUAGUAAUGGAGAGAUAGACGAGGAUGUCACGCAUCGGAUCAGAGCAGGGUGGAUGAAAUGGAGGUCCAUUUUCGGGGUUUUGUAUGAUAAGAAGGUACCACCAAGACUCACAGAUGAAAGUAGAAAAAAUGAGGAUGUUGAAAUGGAUGUGUGGGCAUACCAGGAGAGAUAA
Messenger RNA from Nicotiana tabacum (common tobacco), 681 nucleotides. The record is from RefSeq and is a predicted model, not a curated record. NCBI's taxonomy places the organism in Eukaryota, Viridiplantae, Streptophyta, Magnoliopsida, Solanales, Solanaceae.